AAGUGGUAUCACUGAUUGUCGCCUGUUUGGAAUGAUGUACUUUUUCUUGUGGCGGCUGUUCUGGGGUAGCAAGAGCUGAUUAUUAGGAACUGCUGGUAUGGCGUGGCCAAAUCCUUUUCGAAGGCGGGAUGAAAACACCCGUACGUAUUGGGGCUAUACGUUCCAAUUGACGCCACAGCAUCUGACUGCCGAGCAAGCCCAUCCGCUGAAAUACAGCUACGAUGUGCUGGGUGAGGAAUGCUACGAGAUCUUGAAUGAACUCAGUCCACCGGAAAUAGCAAAGAAAGAGGUCCAAAAUUCCGAGCAGGGCGACAACGACAAGCCGGCUCCAGCAACAAAACCGAAGCGAGAUCUAUAUCUGCUUCUGCAAGCCAAUGUGGACAAAGACCCGAAACUCCAGCAACUAUGGGACGAAGUAACAACAAUCCCAGACUGGGUCGACUGGGACCAGAUUGCGCGUGGACAAGACGUCUUUUAUCGAUAUGGCGGGGCGAACCUGACAGGCCUUGCCUUCCAGUCUCUACUCGGAGGCAUGGGCGCCAACCGGGUGGUCGAAGUGCUCGCGAGGACAGGAGGCUUUUCAGUCAAAGUGGCGCGCCAUCGACUCUUUGAAACGACCCAGCAUAUCCUCGAAUGCACGCGUUCUCUGGAAUCCAUCAAGCCAGGCGGGGCCGGGUUCGCAUCCAGUUUGCGAGUGAGACUUUUGCAUGCUGCCGUCCGCCAGCGGAUUAUGAAGCUGGCCAAAACACGUCCAGAGUACUACAGCGUGGAGAAAUGGGGUAUCCCGAUCAACGAUCUGGACUGUAUUGCCACCAUUGGCACGUUCUCCGCGACCAUCAUCUGGCUGUCGCUGCCGCGGCAGGGGAUUUGGCUGCGCGAACAAGAAAUUCUCGAUUAUAUUGCUUUGUGGCGUCUGAUCGCGCACUACAUGGGCACUCCGACCGAGUGGUUCGAGACGCCCGAACGGGCCAAAGCCAUGAUGGAGUCUCUGUUGAUGAACGAGAUCAAUCCCACGGAAACGUCCAAGAUCCUCGCCGCCAACAUCAUCCGCUGUCUCGAGGCCCAGCCGCCCACGUAUGCGUCCCGUUCUUUUCUCGAGGUCAAUGCGCGUUGGCUGAAUGGGAACGAACUCUGCGAUGCUCUUGGUCUCGGUCGUCCUUCGGUCUGGUACUGGGCCCUGAUGACGGGCCAGUGUAUCUUCUUCAUGUCCAUGUGUUAUUUGUACCGCUCCAUUCCGGCCCUAGAUCGGCGGAAGGUGGCGGGCUUGCGAAACAUUUUUUGGGGUCUUAUCGUCGAGGGCAAGUAUGGCUUGGGCGAGAAAACCGUCUUUGACUUUAAAUACGUUCCUGACUAUAACGUCCUGACUGCGAGAGGAGGCGACGAACAAGCCAAGGCAAAGGUGGUGGGCAUAGAGAGGAGGAACCUGAACACCUUGCUCGUCGCUACCGGAUUCCUGGUCGCUGCAGGGUAUGUGGGAUUGACGAUGACAUCGGCAAUUGUUGGGAGGAUUUUAUAGCCCGGGAUUUGACUAUGGAUAUACGAUGCGCCUCGUUAAGAAAAAUAUAUCUGAAAGACCCGGUCGUCAACCUACCUACUUGUUGAGAGUCCUCGAGAGACCACACACCCACAGCCUCAAGAGCACCGCGGCAGACCCCCUUUAUCACGGGUUUUCAUGGACGAUGCCAGGAUCGAAAUGAAGUCAACCCCUUGGGAAUGUCGAACUCGAAAUGUCCAUCAUAACACCGAAACGUCCAGUCCACUUGAUGCCCCUCCCAUGCCAGUCUCUGAGUCUGAGGCCCUCCUGUCCUCGAAGACUAAGACUACAACAUCUCCACCCAUCCACACAACUGCUCACACUCCCUCUCACCCUCCUGCACACUCAACGUAUGUCUCUCGCCCAACCCUCCCGCGAGCUCCUUCAACGGUGGUGGCUGAGUGAUUUUCCUCCCACUCCCUUCACAUGCUUCACACGGCCUGUUCGCAGUCAAAGUGUACGCUCUCAACACGGCCGGGUCGGGUUUUCGUUCCAGAGCACGCGAAAUACUGCGUGUCAGGGAUAAGCCGAACCCGGAUCCCGGGGAGGAUGGGGGAGAGGAAGGGUCCGAGGAUCCGGACGAGGCCUUGCGCGGCUUGGCUUUUGGACAGGGCUGUGAGAAGCUCAUUUUGUGCGAUGGGUGGGUUGCUGUGCAGGUGAAUUUGAGUGUAAUGUCUCGACACAUUGUUGGAUCGUGUGUCAGUCACUAUGGCGGUGUUCUUGGUUUGAUUUGGUGAUGAUGACGGGGAUGACAGAGGCUGAGUGUCGGGUGAAGACGAAUGAUGGGAUGGUAUACGAUAACACCAGCGAGAGUCGGUGUGGAGGUCACGGUUUGGCUUUAGACAGUAUGUCGUCUGCUGGUAUGGAAUAUUGAAUGCUGAAUGAUGAAUGAUGAAUGCCCCUGGUACUAUACCAGAUGUCGAUGGUGUCUGGCGGAUGUAUACUAUCCGAUGGGUAGGAGGUGGUCGUCGUCCAACUUGCACCCGGAGGCAAGCAGACAAGCAGGCAGGCGCUCACAGGGCCCCCGCUGCACAGCUAUCACCUCAGGCUGUGGCUAAGGUGUAUGGCAGCAAGUUGCACUGGCACCAGACUUUGCUGAUUUUCAAUGGAAAUUCGGCCCCUUCUGAUAUCGGACGGGCUAUUUCCCAGUGCAAAGGUUGUUAUUCUUGUAGCCGUAGUAGUACAACCAGUGCACUUAUACUAGUAGGUCGGUCUGUGGCCUAGCCACUGGUCAGGCUCUCGUCUUCCUAGGUGGAUUUAUUUAUCGUCGCGGUUGUGCGAUUGCGCUGCGGCGGCGAGCUUUGAGUAGGCGUCCUCAACUCAACUCUUUCUAACAAA
Exophiala dermatitidis NIH/UT8656 is the source of this 2872-nucleotide messenger RNA. RefSeq lists its product as uncharacterized. The coding region runs from base 98 to 1516 and encodes 472 amino acids. Gene Ontology annotation, molecular function: oxidoreductase activity. The transcript has a single exon. The record is from RefSeq and is a predicted model, not a curated record. NCBI's taxonomy places the organism in Eukaryota, Fungi, Ascomycota, Eurotiomycetes, Chaetothyriales, Herpotrichiellaceae.